CAGCAGAGACACUUCCAUCGUUUUGAGCUUGGUGGGCAAAAUAUGGGCCAAUCCUCCCAGCCACAAGUUCCGCUGUGAUUUAUGACCGGAGUCGGCGCCCACCAACCGGGGUGCGUGCGACCUGACCAGCACCGCACAUCGGCAGCGAAAACCCCUCCGUUUUUUCUUCAUCUCUUCUUCCAUUUCGCUUCUCCCACCACCAUACCACCACGGGUCAUAACCCCCUCCUCCUCCUCUCAUCCACCCACCGUCACCUCUCUCCCUCCUCAACCUCUGCUUGGCUGUCUGCCUCCUCGCCUGUCAUCUGUCCCUCUCAUCAGCAGCGGCGCACGGGUCAAACCAAGAGCCGCAGCAUCGCCACCACCAUUCACCACCGCCACUCAGACUCUCCAAUGGCGGCUCCUCCCCCUCCUCCUCGUCAAAACCGCCCCUCUCCUCUCCUUGUAGCGGGUAGUUGCUUGUCGCGAGUAGGGACGAAUCUGUGCUAGGGGCGAGAGGUGUGUGCGCGCUCUAGGGGGCAAUGGAGGGGAUGUGGAGGAAGGCCAAGAAGGCGCUGGGCGCCGGCCUCUGCGUUCGCCUCCCCGCCGUCGCCGGCGACUGGGAGGACGGCGUCAGCGAGCGCCGCGCGUCGGAUGCGCUCUCCCACGACGCGUCUUCGGCGGCGGCGGCGCAUGUGUCGGCGCCGAAUACGCCGGCCGCGGCGUUGCCGGGAGCAGGCCCGCUCCGGAGGUCCAAGUCCGGGACCAAGUCCGCCAAGGGAAUGUGCGCAAUAUGUUUCGAUCCCAUGAAGUCAGGCCAUGGACAAGCACUUUUCACUGCUGAAUGUUCUCACAUGUUUCACUUCCACUGCAUCUCCUCCAGUGUGAAACAUGGAAAUUAUGUAUGCCCAGUUUGUCGAGCGAAGUGGAAAGAGAUACCCUUUAACCGCUCGUUAUCUUCUAUUGUACCUCGUGGUAGAAGUGGGUUGAAUGUGAAUCAAGCUCGAUUACCCCAACAAGGCACCUACAUGGCUCUUCUACGCCAGGUUCCAAGUCACCAUCGAGAAGCUUCUGGUUCCCAUACUUCUGAGCCAGUUGAUUUCAAUGACGAUGAACCUUUGCAGCUGAUAGAGUCUGGUGACAGUCGUGAUGCUAGAUGCAGUAGAGCUGUGGAGAUCAAGACAUAUCCUGAAUUCUCAGCCAUUCCACAGUCGUCAUCUGAAGAUGAUUUUGCUGUUUUGAUCCAUCUAAAAGCCCCUUGUGCUAACCCAGAACAAGUCACAGGCAGACCAUUCAAUGCCACCUCAAUUGGAUACCCUACAUCUCGCGCUCCUGUUGAUCUGGUUACUGUGCUUGAUGUUAGUGGCAGUAUGGCAGGCACCAAACUAGCACUCCUAAAACGAGCCAUGGGUUUUGUUAUUCAACACCUUGGGCCUUCGGAUCGCCUUUCAGUUAUUGCUUUCUCAUCUACUGCCAGAAGGUUGUUUCAUCUCCGACGGAUGUCUCACUCUGGCAGGCAGCAAGCCUUGCAGGCUGUCAACUUGCUUGGUGCUGGUGGUGGUACGAACAUUGCUGAUGCAUUGAAGAAAGCUGCCAAGGUUAUUGAGGAUCGCAAUUAUAAGAAUCCAGUCUGCAGCAUUAUUCUGUUAUCAGAUGGUCAAGACACAUACAAUAUUUCCUCAAAUGUUAGGGGAACCCGUCCAGAUUAUAGGUCACUUGUUCCAUCUUCCAUUCUGAAUCAUACUAUCUGCACAGUGCCUGUCCAUGGCUUUGGUUUUGGUGCAGAUCAUGAUUCAGAUGCUCUGCACUCAAUUGCUGAGUCCUCUGGUGGUACAUUUUCCUUUAUCGAGGAUGAAAGUGUGAUUCAGGAUGCAUUUGCUCAGUGCAUUGGUGGGCUUCUUAGUGUUGUUGUUCAGGAUAUGCGACUAACUGUGGAAUGCGUGCAUCCUAGUGUUCAGCUUCAUACUAUCAAAUCUGGUAGUUACUUGAGUAAGGUGGCUGGAGAUGGACGAAAUGGAUCAAUUGAAGUUGGUCAUCUUUAUGCUGAUGAGGAGAGGGACUUCUUACUAUCUUUGAGCUUCCCACAAUCUCGUGAUCAGACCAUGCUUUUGAAGGUUGCAUGUGCCUAUAGAGAUUCAGUAACGAAUGAAGCCAUCAAGAUUCAUGCAGAUGAGGUAAAAAUCCUAAGGCCAAAGUCACCUACGUCUGAGCCAGUUUGCAUGGAGGUUGAUCGUGAGAGGAACCGUGUCCGUGCUGCUGAUGCUAUUGAGGCUGCAAGGGCAGCAGCUGAGAGGGGUGCUCUUUCUGAUGCAGUGGCUAUUCUUGAGCAUUGUCGGAGGAUACUCUCGGAAUCUUUUUCAAGAAAGAGUGGGGAUCGCCUGUGCAUUUCCCUUGAUGCAGAGCUAAAGGAGAUGCAGGAUAGGAUGGCUAGCCGGCAACGAUAUGAAGCUUCGGGGAGGGCAUAUCUGCUAUCUGGAUUGAGCUCACAUUCUUGGCAGAGAGCUACAACGCGUGGUGACUCUACAGACAGUACCACACUUGUUUACUCCUAUCAAACACCAUCCAUGGUUCAGAUGCUGCAGCGCUCACAGAACCAAUGCCCUUCACCUCCGGGCCUGAGGCCGCAGCUCCGACAAACUAGGUCACUCUUGGAGAAACCCCAUCCAAGGUAGAAGGCAGUUUGCCAUUGUCUCUUGCGAAGCAAGUGCAAAGAUGAUGGUGUAGAAAUUUCAUUGGUGUCAUUGCUUAGUAGGUCAGUAGUGCAGUAGCUUAGCAUUCAUCCUUUGUUCUUCUGUUCAAGUCAAGGAUGGCGGUAUACCGGAAAUGGGGAGGUGAGCUUGGAGGUAAAUAUGUUUUUGGGGGUAUACUGGAGAAAGUGAAUGGGGGCUUGGUGGUAAAUACAUUGUGAAGGGGGCCUGGGAAGAAAUAGUAGAGAACUGGAGCAGUGGUGUAAUUGCUACAAGGAGUAAGAUUGUGUAGGUUGGUAAUUUAGAUUGUCAGGAUGUUUCUAAUUGAUGAACCUCUUUUCAUUUUGCCUUUUGGUGAUGUAAAGGGUCUGGUAUGGGGGAGGUAUACCAUAGAAUCUUGGGGAAUUUUGAUUUGGGGUGGCAAUGUAAUUCCAUGGAUUUCUUGUUUUUAUUCACCAGUUAUUAAUUGCUGGUGUUCUGCUGUCGCCUUGCCGUGAAUUGCAAGUAUUAUCCACUACAUGCACGUCCUUA
Messenger RNA from Oryza sativa Japonica Group (Japanese rice), 3196 nucleotides. Its product is annotated as E3 ubiquitin-protein ligase WAV3. NCBI's taxonomy places the organism in Eukaryota, Viridiplantae, Streptophyta, Magnoliopsida, Poales, Poaceae. The record is from RefSeq and is a predicted model, not a curated record.